Molecule: messenger RNA, 1513 nt
Organism: Onthophagus taurus
Lineage: Eukaryota; Metazoa; Arthropoda; Insecta; Coleoptera; Scarabaeidae
Source: RefSeq, a predicted model, not a curated record
UCCGUCAUAUGCCGCUACUAUCUCAAUCAAUACUGGCGACUGGCAAUGAAAGAUAAAAAAAUACCGGUUGUUAACCCGAAUGAAUUGUCUACAUCGAAAUUUUUUGUUUUACUCUUGUGUUGUGUAAAAAGUGUAAACUGAUCUGUUUUUUGCAGAGGACCACAAAGGAUAAGCUGAUUAAAUAAAGAUAAUAAGCAUUUAUAUUAAAAUAAAAGUUGACACGAAGUGGGCGAAAAACCAUCGCUGCAAAAUCAACUUAUUCCAAAAUGUAUUUAGAAUCAAAAACGAUUGGAUCAUUAAAUGUUUCGUAUUUAAAAAGUUUUCCGUGCGUUUUAAAACUCGUUCAAUUGAUAUGCAACACUCUAAUCACUAUUAUCGUAGCCGAAAACUGGUAUAGGGACCUACAAACAGCUUACUUAAUUGCUUCGAUUGGAGCUUUGGUUUUAUCUUCUAUUAUUUUUCUUAUAAAAAUCCACAACAUUGAUAAAUACAUAAAAAAUGUUCCAUGGAGCAAACUAGAAGUAAGCUAUUACACUACAUGGUCUGUUUAUUAUUUUAUUGUUAUAGCACAAGCAAUUUCCUAUGAACCCUAUAAAAUUGCCCAGAUGAUUUCUUUGAUUAGUGUUAUUACAUUUAUGAUUGACGCUUCUGUAAGCUACACUGAAAUGAAGAAUGAGAAAUGUUCCUGUGACUCAAAUUUUACUAAAGAGGAAAACGAAAAUUUUAAAAAUACUAAAACGCUUAUAGUGUAAACUGAAAUCACUGAGUAAAUGUAAUGUUACAGUAUUUUAAUCUAAUCUACCUAUAUCAAGUAAAAUUGAUUAUUAACCAAACUAACAAUUUUUUAUGUAACUUAACAUUUAAUGCAAUGUAUUCCUUGAAGUGUUUAAUCGCUGUGUAACUUUAAAUAUAUAAUAAUUAUCAAAAAACCGCAAUCUCUAAUACACAUACCACAAAAAUUAUUCAUUCCUUUGAGUUAAUUAUAUCAAUUUUGUGUAAUUUUGUCAGUGUAGAAAUUUAACUGUUGAAGUAUGGGUGUUUUAUACUUAGGAAGUUAUUCGGGUGUUUUAAGACUUAAUCAGUUGAUGUUCAAUACAAUAACAUCAAUAAUCUUAGUAUUGUUGUCAUAUUCAGCAUCAAAUACUCAAAAAGAUUUAACAUCCUGUGCUUUUAUAGCUUCUUCGGGAGCUGUUAUUUUAACAUUAGUGUUUUUAAUGAUAAAGUCUUUUGAUCUAGACAAAAUAGUUAAAAUACCUUGGCACAGAAUUGAAAUGGGAUUUUGCGUUGUUUGGAUAUUAUUUCUUUUAAAUAUGACUCCACAAUUAAUUUGCAACGACGGUUAUGCUUAUAAAGUAACAGGAAUAAUAUUUUUACUCUCCUCAAUUUUCUAUGUCGCGGAAAUUUUAGAAUGUAUCGAAGAAAACAAACAAGAAGAAUCAUAAAAUGGUACAUAAAUUAAUCUAAAACUAAGUUGUUCCCAUGGAAUUAAAAUAAACUUAAAAUUCAAAUUCUU